CCUUGGAUUUUUUCGCUUGGUCUUGGAGGUUAAUUGAAAAAAACGUAUUGUGGGAAAAAACUCUUGCCGAAUCCAUAGAGAACCCAAAAACUAUUAAACAUGGCAGGCGGCAACACCCCGCGUGUGAUCCAGGUGACCAAUAUUGCGCCGCAGGCCACCAAGGACCAGAUGCAAACACUGUUUGGCAACAUUGGAAAAAUCGAGGAGAUCCGUCUGUACCCCACCAUCCGAGAUGUCUCUUGUCCAGUGCAGUCCCGCAUCUGCUACGUCAAGUACACGGAUACGAGCAGCGUGCCGGUGGCUCAGCACUUGACGAAUACGGUGUUUAUCGACCGGGCUUUGAUUGUCAUCCCCGUGUUAGCCAUACCUGAAGAGUACCGGGCUCUGGAGAUGCUCAAAAACGGCACCAUCGUGCCGGGACUUCAGAAGCCGGACUCAAAACUGCCUCCGGAAGUAAUCAAUCGCAUCGAAGGACAACUGCCGCAGCAAGUGAUUAAAACCUACGACCCCAAGCUUGUUGAGUUCAACCUGCCGGAAUACCCGGCACUGCCAUCCUUUUACGAUGCCCGCAAGAUUGAGGAAAUUCGACGGACAAUUAUCGUCUGCGAUGUGAAGAACGAGUGGCGAUUGGAUGACCUGAUGGAAUGCUUCCAGCGAGCAGGAGAAGUGAAGUAUGCCCGCUGGGCAGAGAAGGACAACAAGACGUACUGCAUGAUAGAGUUCUGCGAGCAAACCAGCAUUAUCCACGCCCUGCGCAUGCAGGGACAGGAGUUUAAAGGCGGCCACCUGAACGUCUACCACUCUACAUACUCUAUAACUAAGCCGGAGGCCAAGUCCAAUGAGGCGGCGCAGGCAGAGAUUGAGGAGGCGAUGACCAUUGUUAAGGAAGCUCAGAGCAUGAUUUCGGCUGCCAUAGACCCUGUGAUUGGCAUGUUGGCCAAGGACAAGCGACGAAGGUCGAGAUCACGGUCUCGUUCCCGAGAACGUCGCACUAGUCGCUCCCGCUCACACCGCUCUUCCUCGAGGCGGCGGUCAAGGCGAUCCGGUUCCAGGGAGCGUCGCAGCGUGUCCCGAUCCCGCCGCUCUCGCUCUCGUGGCAAGCACUCAUCCCGAUCCCGCAGUAAGCGCUCCAGAUCCCGCCAUCGCCGCAGCACUUCCCGCUCGCGACGGUCGCGGUCCCGCGGCGGUAAACACUCGCGAUCCUCCAGGUCGCGCGGCAAGCGUUCCAGGUCCCGCCAUCGCCGCAGCACCUCACGUUCGCGACGCUCUCGCUCCCAUGGAGCUGGAGGCGGAGGAAGUGGAAGCGGUAAACGGUCCAGGUCUCGGGAGCGCAGCAAAAAGUCACACCGCAGCGAGAAGCACGCGUCUCGUUCACCGCGCUUCAGAAGCAAGCGGAGCUCCCUCUCUCCGCCGCUGGCCAUCAGCAGCAUAAAGUCACGCUCCAGUCGUAGCAAGGAUCCUAUUGUCGUAUCCUCCAAGCUAUCCUCUUCAUCUCGUCGGCGGGAACGAUCCCGUACGCCGGAAACGAGGAAACUUAAAUCCAUUUCCGAGGACAUGGAAGCCAAGAACUCACGCUCCAGUGCCGAUUCCAAGUCGCGCAAGUCGGUUAGCGUUGAGAAGUCGGACAACAUGGACAUUUCUAACUCCCCCUAGAUAUAGAUAAACGGCACACUAUCUCUUAAUAAAUACAGAAACCCUGUCUCCAUUUAAACUCGAUACCAAUGUCAUUAAAUUUUGUAUUCCUCUGAAACUCUGCCCUAGUUACCAAGCAUAAAGUCCAAUUAAAGUAUCUGCAUUUGCAUAUGCAUCCCGUAAUCCAAAUAA
Molecule: messenger RNA, 1824 nt
Organism: Drosophila bipectinata
Lineage: Eukaryota; Metazoa; Arthropoda; Insecta; Diptera; Drosophilidae
Gene: Srp54
Product: splicing regulatory protein 54
Cellular component (GO): nucleoplasm
Molecular function (GO): RNA binding
Source: RefSeq, a predicted model, not a curated record